CACCAGUUGCUAACCAGCCUACCCACUUGUUUCCCCUGCCUGCUGCUGGCUGCCUUGAAUGCCUCGUGCUCCGAGCUCCUUGUGGGUCUGACAGAGCAGGGACCAUGUCUACCUUCGGCUACAGGAGAGGACUUAGCAAAUACGAAUCCAUCGAUGAGGAUGAACUCCUGGCUUCCCUGACAGCCGAGGAGCUGAAGGAGCUAGAGAGGGAGCUGGAAGAUAUUGAACCUGAUCGCAGCCUUCCCGUGGGGAUGAGGCAAAAGAGCCUGACCGAGAAAACACCCACGGGGACAUUCAGCAGAGAGGCACUGAUGGCCUACUGGGAAAAGGAGUCCCAGAAACUCUUGGAGCAGGAGAGGCUGGGGGAGUGUGGAAAGGUUUCAGAAGAAGACAAAGAGGAGAGUGAGGAAGAGCUUAUCUUUACUGAAAGUAACAGUGAGGUUUCUGAAGAGGUGUAUACGGAAGAGGAGGCCGAGGAUGAGGACGAGGACGAGGAUGAGGAGGAAGAGGACCACGAAGGAGAGGAAAGAACAAUUGAAAAUGAGAAAGGGAUGAAUGGAUCUGUACAUUACAGUAGUGUCAAUUCUGACAACUCGAGGCCAGAGACAUUUAAAAGCCAAAUUGAAAACAUACAUCUGACCAACGGCCACAGCGGAAGGAACACAGAGUCCCCGGCUGCCAUCCACCCCUGUGGAAACCCUACGGUGAUCGAGGAUGCUCUGGAAAAGAUGAAAAACAACGACCCUGACACCACGGAAGUCAAUCUGAACAAUAUCGAGAACAUCACGUCGCAGACCCUCAUCCGUUUCGCGGAGGCCCUCAAGGCCAACACGGUGGUGAAGACCUUCAGUCUGGCCAACACACGCGCCGACGACAGCGUGGCCACCGCCAUUGCGGAAAUGCUGCGAGUCAACCGCCACAUCACCAGCGUCAACAUCGAGUCCAACUUCAUCACGGGCAAGGGCAUCCUGGCCAUCAUGAGGGCUCUGCAGCACAACACCGUGCUCACCGAGCUGCGCUUCCACAACCAAAGGCACAUCAUGGGCAGCCAGGUGGAGAUGGAGAUCGUCAAGCUGCUGAGGGAGAACACCACGCUGCUGAGGCUGGGUUACCAUUUCGAGCUCCCAGGACCAAGAAUGAGCAUGACCAGCCUCUUGACCAGAAACAUGGAUAAACAGCGGCAGAAGCGGAUGCAGGAGCAAAAGCAGCAGGAGGGGUACGAUGGGGGAGCCAACCUUAGGACCAAAGUCUGGCGAAGAGGGACGCCCGGCUCUUCACCUCACGCAUCCCCCAGGCACUCUCCCCGCUCAUCCCCCAAACUCCCCAGGCAAGUCCAAAGCGUGAGGAGCCGUCCUCCAUCGCCGGUGGCCCCGCCCCCUCCACCGCCCCCUCUUCCUCCCCAAAGGCUGCCGCCCCCCCCUCCUCCACCGCCACCCCCUCCGCCCCCAGAGAAGAAGCUCAUCACGCGGAACAUCGCAGAAGUCAUCAAACAGCAGGAGAGUGCCCAGCGGGCCUUACAAAACGGACAGAAAAAGAAAAAAGGGAAAAAGGCUAAGAAACAGCCAAACAGUAGCCUAAAGGAAAUUAGAAAUUCCCUGAGGUCAGUGCAGGAGAAGAAAAUGGAAGACACUUCCCGACCUUCUACCCCACAGAGAUCAGCUCAUGAGAAUCUCAUGGAAGCUAUUCGGGGCAGCAGCAUGAGACAGCUAAGGCGCGUGGAAGUUCCAGAAGCUCUGCGAUAAAAACCCGAUCUUUAGAAGAGGAUGCAGAAUUAUUCAGUGGUAUUAGAUAAAAUGCAUUGUGAGAUGUUUCUAAAAUACCUUCUUUAAUUUGAAAUGUUCUCUGACUUUAAAAGUAGCCUCACCCAUUAAUUCCAAAGAGAAUUUGAAGAAACUAUCACCAUGUUUCUUCUGUAAAUAUGAAAAUAAACUUCUUUUUUAUGUCAUGAGAUUUGUAUUGGCAAGAAGCAGUUUAUUUAAACAUGCUCUGGCUGUGUUGGUAAUUCUGAGCUGUAAUGAGUUAAUGAAAUGUGCUGUUAUUUUUGUAAUCCCAAAAAUUUUGGAUUGAAGUUUUUCAUUU
Messenger RNA from Orcinus orca (killer whale), 2079 nucleotides. It is a transcript of the gene LMOD2, whose product is annotated as leiomodin 2. Gene Ontology annotation, molecular function: tropomyosin binding. NCBI's taxonomy places the organism in Eukaryota, Metazoa, Chordata, Mammalia, Artiodactyla, Delphinidae. The transcript has 3 exons. Gene Ontology annotation, biological process: pointed-end actin filament capping; muscle contraction; myofibril assembly. Gene Ontology annotation, cellular component: myofibril; striated muscle thin filament. Bases 105 to 1742 code for a protein of 545 amino acids. The record is from RefSeq and is a predicted model, not a curated record.